AUGUCCAAUCCUGUGGUCUUGGGCCCUAGUGGGCACGAUUUUUACUUAAAAUCGUUACCAGGUCUGAGAUUAGAACCACCACCACCACCACCUCCAUUAGGACCACCGCCGCCUCCCCCGUUAGGCCCACCGCCACCUCCUCCAUUAGGACCACCACCACCUCCGUUGGGACCUCCGCCGCCUCCUCCAUUAGGGCCACCACCUCCCCCUCCAUUAGGACCACCACCACCUCCUCCAUUAGGGCCACCGCCGCCUCCGCCAUUAGGACCUCCGCCACCUCCCCCAGUGGGGCCACCUCCACCACCGGAAAGCUGA
Glossina fuscipes is the source of this 315-nucleotide messenger RNA. RefSeq lists its product as uncharacterized. The record is from RefSeq and is a predicted model, not a curated record. The coding region runs from base 1 to 315 and encodes 104 amino acids. The transcript has a single exon. NCBI's taxonomy places the organism in Eukaryota, Metazoa, Arthropoda, Insecta, Diptera, Glossinidae.